AUGGCUUCAGCUCCAAAGAAUCAGGCCGCCUGGAUUCCCGCCAAAAAGGCCCUACCGUUCAAGGUUGCUGACGCGCCCUACACGUCACCUGGCCCGGGCCAGGUCACGGUAAAGAACGCCGCUGUGGCCAUCAAUCCGUUCGACUGGGUACUGCAGUUCAUCGGCCCGGCGUUAGCUGGUUAUAUCAAGUACCCCUUCAUCUUCGGCACCGACAUUGCUGGCGAAGUGGUCGAGGUCGGUCCCAACGUGGAGCGGUUCCGCGUAGGCGACCGAGUUCUAGGGAGUGCGACAGCGCUGGCCAAGGAAGUCAAUAAUCCGGCAGAAGGAGGGUUUCAGCUCUACACUGUGAUGCGAGAGCAUAUGCUAGCGCCGACACCCUCGCACAUCACCGACGAACAGGCCUGUGUCUUAGGGCUGGGCCUCGGGACUGCGGCAUACGGCCUGUUCCAUCCGAACUAUCUAGGCCUUGACAUGCCUCAAACCCCGACCGCAUCCCCCGAUGCCGUGGGCAAGUCCAGCAAGCCGCGCACUGUUAUUAUCACAGGCGGUGCAUCGAGCGUGGGGAGCAACGCCGUGCAGCUGGCUGUCUCAGCAGGCUACCAAGUCCUGUCUACCUCGUCCCCCAAGAACUUUGACUAUGUCAAGGGCCUCGGCGCCACACAUGUGUUUGACUACCGAGGCAAGUCGCUUGUCAAGGACCUCCUAGGAGUACUCAAGGGUCACGAGCUAGUGGGCGCCUACACUAUUGGCCGAGGUGCCGUCAAGGCCUGUACUGCUGUUAUGAAGAAACACGAUCCCGGGCUCACCCGGAAACGCAUCGCCGUGGCCGGCGCCAUCAUUCCCGCCGACAAGCUCACCUCCUUUGUUGGCAAGGGCACGCACUUGAUAGGCAUGGCUGCCGGCAUGAUUAAAUCGACCGGCACGCGCCUGGCGACUGGUAUCGAGGCCAAAUUCAUCCUAGUCGAUGGCCUAGUCGACCCCGAGAGUGUCGUGGCUCGCGUGUACACGGACUUCCUGCCGCUGGCACUGGAACGGGGUCAAUUUGUGCCUGCGCCUCCGCCGCAUGUUGUGGGUAAAGGGCUAGAGAAGAUUCAGGAGGCUUUAGAUCUCCAGAGGAAAGGUGUCUCGGGCAAGAAGCUUGUUGUAACUCUGUAA
This is a messenger RNA of Aspergillus affinis, 1155 nucleotides long. Its product is annotated as zinc-binding alcohol dehydrogenase family protein. Lineage: Eukaryota; Fungi; Ascomycota; Eurotiomycetes; Eurotiales; Aspergillaceae. The record is from RefSeq and is a predicted model, not a curated record. Bases 1 to 1155 code for a protein of 384 amino acids. The transcript has a single exon. Gene Ontology annotation, molecular function: oxidoreductase activity, acting on NAD(P)H.